AUGGCUCCAUCACCUCGCAGAAGGCUCGUCGGCCUCUCGACCAAGAUGUACUUUUCCCUCAAGCGCACCCGCGAGUACACCGACGAGAUGAUCGAGGGUCUCAAGACCAUCCCCGCUGAAGAGCUGUCGACCGUCGAUGUGUUCCUCAUCCCCGACUUUGUGAGCGUAGUACCGACGGGCCAGCAGCUCCGAGAGGCCGGUUCCGCCGUGUGGCUGGGCAGCCAGGAUGCACACUGGGAGGACGGCGGUGCCUUUACGGGCGAGGUGAGCCCCUCAGUGCUGCGCGAGGCCGGCGUGCGCAUCGUCGAGGUGGGCCACGCCGAGCGCCGCCGCAUCUUUGGCGAGGACGACGAGGUGACGGCGAAGAAGGCUGCUGCCGUGGCCCGCAACGGCAUGGUGCCCCUCGUCUGUAUUGGCGAGAAGACGAGGGGUGACUUUUCCGUUGCCGUUGACGAGUGCCAGGUCCAGGUUGACGCCGUCAUGGCUGCGUGCCCCGAUGAUGCAGACGUCGUCCUCGCCUAUGAGCCCGUCUGGGCAAUCGGUGCGUCACACCCGGCCGGAGAGGAGCACGUCCUUGCUGUUGCCGAGGGCAUCAAGAAGCUCGACUCGGUACGGAAUAGAAAGGGUCCCACUCGCGUCGUCUACGGCGGAAGCGCCGGGCCUGGUCUUUUUGACCGUCUCAAGACGGGUGUCGAUGGUCUGUUCCUCGGUCGCUUCGGACACGACGUUGAUCAAUUUGUCAAGACUGUGAAGGAAGUCAUCGAAUCAUGA
Molecule: messenger RNA, 771 nt
Organism: Geosmithia morbida
Lineage: Eukaryota; Fungi; Ascomycota; Sordariomycetes; Hypocreales; Bionectriaceae
Product: triosephosphate isomerase (TIM)
Exons: 1
Coding region: 1-771 (256 amino acids)
Biological process (GO): glyceraldehyde-3-phosphate biosynthetic process; gluconeogenesis; glycolytic process
Cellular component (GO): cytosol
Molecular function (GO): triose-phosphate isomerase activity
Source: RefSeq, a predicted model, not a curated record